GCCGGUGACCCGACGGCAUACUUCGACUGGGUCGUGUCCUACGUCACCGUUGCCCCUCUCGGCGUCAGCAAGCAGGUGAUAGCAAUCAAUGGCCAGUUCCCAGGCCCUAUUGUCAACGUGACCACCAACUGGAAUGUUGUCGCCAACAUUCAAAACAACUUGGAUGAGCCUCUACUAGUUACAUGGGAUGGUAUCCAACACCGACGCAACUCUUGGCAAGAUGGUGUCCUGGGAACGAAUUGUCCCAUUCCUUCUGGUUGGAAUUGGACAUAUCGGUUUCAAGUAAAAGAUCAGAUCGGAAGCUUUUUCUACUUCCCCUCUCUUAACUUGCACCGAGCAGAUGGAGGUUACGGUGGAAUCAUUGUAAAUAACCGCGAGGUUGUUCCCUUGCCAUUUGAGAAGCCUGACGGAGACAUCACCCUUUUCAUCGGAGACUGGUUUAAUAAGAACCACAAGGAUUUGAAGAAGGAGCUUGAUGAGGGAAAGGAGCUUGGGAUGCCUGAUGGUGUGUUGAUCAACGGGAAGGGGCCUUACCAAUAUAAUUCCUCGCUUGUUCCUGCGGGUAUUGAGUAUGAAACUAUCAAUGUCGAGCCAGGUAAGACAUACCGAUUUCGGGUACACAAUGUUGGAACAUUUACGAGCCUCAACUUCAGAAUUCAGUCACAUAACUUGCGCCUUGUGGAGACUGAAGGCUCAUAUACCAUACAACAGAACUACACGGACUUAGACAUUCAUGUUGGUCAGUCAUAUUCUUUCUUGAUUACUAUGGAUCAGAAUGCAAGUGGUGAUUACUACAUCGUCGCAAGUGCUAGAUUUGUGAACGAGUCUAUUUGGGCAAGGGAUACUGGUGUUGCCAUAUUGCAUUAUUCAAAUUCCAGAGGCAAGGCCUAUGGUCCUUUACCUGAUCCUCCAAAUGACCUUUAUUACAAAGGUUACUCCAUGGACCAAGCAAAAUCUAUCAGGUGGAAUGUGAGUGCUUCUGCUGCACGCCCAAAUCCUCAAGGAUCUUUCAGAUACGGUUCAAUCAACGUGACACAAGUCUACAUGUUAGAAAAUAAACCACUAGUUACUAUUAACGGAAAACAAAGAGCCACUCUCAAUGGGAUUUCGUAUUCCCCGCCUAGUACACCGCUAAGACUCGCUGAUCAGUAUAACCUUAAGGGAGUGUACACACUCGAUUUCCCCACAAAACCACUUGAUGAGCCACCAAAGCUUGGAACUUCUCUAAUGAAUGCUUCAUACAAGGGAUUUAUGGAAAUUAUAUUUCAGAACAAUGGGACUAAUGUUCAGACUUACCAUUUGGAUGGACAUGCAUUUUUUGUUGUUGGGAUGAAUUAUGGGGAAUGGACGGAGGAGAGUAGAGGAACAUAUAAUAAAUGGGAUGCAGUUGCUCGUUGCACAACCCAGGUAUACCCUGGAGCAUGGACUGCAGUUUUAGUCUCAUUAGACAAUGUCGGUAUAUGGAAUCUACGCGCAGAAAAUCUUGACACAUGGUAUCUUGGGCAGGAGACAUAUAUGAGAGUCGUGAAUCCUGAAAAUACUAAUAAAACCGAGUUGCCUCUACCAGACAAUGCAUUGUACUGUGGUCUCCUCCAAAAGUAUCAGAAGGAGCAAAAACAUCAUAUUACGAGUUUGUCUUCUUCAGAGAGACUUCUAUGGUGGAAAUUGCUAAUAUUCAUGAUCUUCAUCACAACAAUCCUUUAGCAUUUGUUAAGAGCAGACUCAUACACUUUUAACAUUUAUCGAGAAACAGACGCCAUUUCCCCCCAUCUAAAUUGUAGUGCUAUUGAGAUAUGCCUAGUGGUUAAAUUCUAAGCAUGGCAUAAAUAUCAGUUUUUUAGUUCUUCGAUAUUUCUCGUAGACUGCUAUUUUUGGGUGUGAAUCUCUAUUUCUUUGAUUUCAACUCUGUGAACUAAAGUAGUUAUUUGUUUGCUGAUA
This is a messenger RNA of Asparagus officinalis (garden asparagus), 1938 nucleotides long. RefSeq names its product monocopper oxidase-like protein SKU5. Gene Ontology annotation, molecular function: copper ion binding; oxidoreductase activity. The record is from RefSeq and is a predicted model, not a curated record. The annotation marks the transcript as partial. Lineage: Eukaryota; Viridiplantae; Streptophyta; Magnoliopsida; Asparagales; Asparagaceae. The transcript has 9 exons.